Molecule: messenger RNA, 3209 nt
Organism: Mytilus californianus (California mussel)
Lineage: Eukaryota; Metazoa; Mollusca; Bivalvia; Mytilida; Mytilidae
Product: zinc finger protein 260-like
Exons: 3
Coding region: 109-1947 (612 amino acids)
Biological process (GO): regulation of transcription by RNA polymerase II
Cellular component (GO): nucleus
Molecular function (GO): RNA polymerase II transcription regulatory region sequence-specific DNA binding; DNA-binding transcription factor activity, RNA polymerase II-specific
Source: RefSeq, a predicted model, not a curated record
CUUUUACUGUCAACCGACUGAGGGAGACGCCAUUCCAUUUAAUCUUGCACAUUAGAUAGAAUAUUGUGUAUUAGUGGUUGUUAAUAGAGUUCAGUGUAGAGAUUCAGAAUGAAUCAAGAAAUCUUAAUUGACGGGGUACCAGUUCAGAUACCAGCAGGGAACUAUAAAACAGAAUAUUUACCAGAUGGAACUGUACAGAUUGUUGUGUACUCAAAUUCAUCAGUUGAUACUGGAGCAGAAGGAGAAUUCAAAUGGAAGGGGAGAUAUUGCAGAACUAUUGGUAUCCAAAACACAACUGUACCACAUCAUAACAGUUAUGAUUUUGCUGACAGUGGUGUUCAGACCGACUUUCCAGUAGAAGAUGAUGAAGAAACUACAGUUACACAAGAUACAAGUUUGGAAGUGGAAGAUGAACAAGUGGAAGCGAUGAUUCGUGAUGAAGAAAACCAGGAAAAUCUUGGAAGAGGAAAGAGAAAACGAGGACGUCCACCAACUACAUUUAAACCUGUAAAACCCAGAAAGUCAUUUUCAAAUGCUAGUGUUAUACAGAAUAUUCAGGAUGAUGAGGCUGAGAAAAGUGAUCAGACUGUACAUAAAUGUGGAUUGUGUGGCAUCACUUACAAACGUAGGGCUAACUGGCAGAACCAUCUCAAAACUCAUGCCAAAGAGAAAAUUUAUAUGUGUGGUUAUUGUGGAAAUUUGUUUCAGAAGGCCAACUUUCUACAACAUCUGAAGACGCACAAAGAUGAGCAAGAUGAAGACAAGCUUAGACCUAUGAUAGAGACUAAUCCACGUAGACCUGAUCGUCCAUCUCCACCUCCGCCCCCACCACCACCACGGACACCAACACAACAUCAAACACACUCGACCCAACCACCACAACAAACCAUCCAAGAAACAGAAUCAUCUGAUGGAGAAAAACAAUUCAUGGUAAAAAGUCAUCAGGUGACGCUACCAAAUCAACAAGUGGCGACAUUGAUAGAUCUUGGUAAUCUAAUAGAUGUCUCAGUGAAUGAUGAUGGUACAAUUGAUGCAGUAGAACAUCCCAAGACAACCAAUGUUGAUCCAAUGGAUGAGUCUGGUUUAAUGAAUAAUGACCCAGAUUUUAACCCCAGUGAAGGAGUAGAUGAUACUAAGUACAUAUAUAAGUGUAAUGUGUGUGGCAAGGAGUAUAACAGUAAGAGUAACUGCCAUCGACAUUUGAAGACACAUACCCAUGCCAAAGUUUACAAGUGUAAUGACUGUGACAAGACAUACAUGCAUCGUUAUGAGCUUAAAAUGCACAGGCGUAUUCAUACUGGUGAGAAACCAUACAAAUGUCCCAUCUGUACCAGAGCUUUCAAUGAGAGUGGUAAUCUAAGACGCCACAUGAAGAUCCAUGCUGGUGAUGACACACCUUAUAAAUGUGGAGUUUGCUUCAAAGGAUUUAGUGACAUGUACCGUCUGCAUGUCCAUCUGAAAGUUCACAGUGGCAAAAUCGUAUGUGAUACAUGUGGAAAAUCAUUCACCAAGAUAUCAGACUUGUAUCGACACAUAAGAAUCCAUACUGGGGAUAAACCAUAUAAAUGUGAUGUAUGUAAGAAGGCAUUUGCACAGAAAGUAAACUUACAGACACAUUACCGCACACAUACAGGGAAAACACCUUAUCGUUGUGAUAUUUGUAAUUUUGGGUUUAGUCGCAAACAAAUUUUAGACAAUCAUAUGAGAGGUCACGAGGAGGAGGAAUUAGAAGAACUUAAAAAACAACAGGAAGAAAAAGAAAGUUCCAAUAUUGAACAGGAAGUUCAAAUUCACGUACAGAAUGUGAUGGAUGCUGCGGCUGACAACGAGGAAGGGUUAAUAGAGGUACCUGAAGAUGCACAGGAAGUAGAGACAGGAUUGUCGCAGGAAGAACUCGCCCAACUUGUGGCUGCAUCCGUAGUAGAAGUAGAAGAACCAACUGCAUAAUUUAGAUACAAGAAAACAAAUGUCAAAAGAAUGAUAUUCUCCUUAAUAUAUAAAGCAUGAAUAUUAACUUUUUAUUCAGUAGAAAAAUGCCAUUUAUUUCACAAAAACAAUCUGAUCAGAAAUUGGCCAGGUUUACUGCCAUUGAAAGGAAACCACCAAUAUAAGUUCGUAUAUAUAUUGCACAUUUGUUCAAUUCAAAGCUUUAUUAAGACAGUGGUGUAUUAUAUCUUUUGUUAAGUCAUGAAACUUAUCAAAAUGUAAUAUAAGUCAAUAAACUAUUCCUGGUCAUGUGUUAUGAGACUAUUAAGGGUUGAUAUGUAUGAGGACAAAAUAUUGAUUACAAAAAACAAUGAAUGGCAACAGCUGUCUAUUAAUUCAGAAAUUUUUAUUUAUUGAAUUGUUAAAAAUUACAAAAAAGGUGUGGGAAUAAUGAAUGUACUGUUUAACUUUGUAAGUAUUAAAUUUAGGAAGACGUGGAGGUGUGAUUUUUCUUACAUUUGUGUAAUUGUCAAAAGGUUGUUGUUCCAUCUGCUCCUAGUUUGCUGGUUUCACAAUCUGCUCCUUAUAAAAUAAAGGAAAAUGUGUAUUAGGUAACAUACUUUAGAUCUAUAAUUUUUAUCUGCCAACCAAAUAUUGAAGAGGUAUAUAUAGAAUAUAUAUAAGAAGAUAUCCCAAGAAUAACAGAAAAAUCAGAUUUCUAUUAAUUGAAUGAAGAAAACCUUAUCCCAUUUAAAUGUUAGAUAUGAAAGGGUCUUGAAUUAGUGAUAAUUGCACAGUUAUGACUGAGUGAUUUGAAAUACAUAUGAAUCAAUUGAAAUUCCUAAUGUUGGUUAAUUUAAAUUUUUACCCAAGAUUCGAUAUUUGCAAUGCCCUUUUUUGUCAAAUUUUUCCUUUUUUGGAUUUUAUAGCAGUUUCUAAUUUAAGUCCUGAUUGAAAUACCUGGUUACAGACCCAAUUUAUAUGUAUAUGCUGUAUAAUAAUAUUUAUAAUAUAAGAUGCUCAUUAUCUUAAUACAAACAAUGAUAAAUAUGAAUGUUUUUUUCAUGCUUUUCUUUUUCAUCUCCACUGUAUUGAAACAAGCUAAAGUCCAGCAGGUUGAUUAUUUAUUUGACUGUAACUUUAGCAAUGUUUAACAUUUUGUAAUUUAUUAUUAUUGUUAACUUGUUUAUAUACUGGUACAUUAUUUAUAUCUAUCAUUGUAUUACCUACUCAUUUUCUUUCCUAAUAUCUUUAAUACAUAAUUAGACAUUCAUAAUGCUCAA